AAGGCCUUGCCUGCGGCCCUCCUCGACUGCUCUUCGCUGGCGAAGAUGUGGCUGGCCUCGGGCGAUGACUCUCGGGAAGCUGUCGACAGGAUCAUAAGCAGCGAGAUCAAGCGGCUUUUCUGCGUUGGAAGAUCUGUUUCAGGCCUAGAUCUCCUAGCAACCUGCCAGUCACUAGUCAUCCUGCUCACCAUCAUCCUCACGAACCCGGACACAUUUCCGGGCUCUCGGGCCUCUAAUCCUGGAACAGCGAUUCCCAGGAAAGACGAGCAAUCCAAGCUGAUCCUAGAGCUGUGGGAGAUGACAGAGACUCUGGUGCACACGAUAAACGCGGACGGAAACACGCCAUCCUCGUCCCCGGUCCCUCCUGAUGUGCCACUGCAUGUAUCGACAAUCCAGGCUCUAGACACAGAAGUGUCAGCCCUGCAGCUGUCGCCGACAGUCAAGCCAACGAGCCAUGAUCAGGCCAGCCAGGGUUAUCACAACAGCCCGUUCUCCGCCUCAAGUUCACAAAGCUGGCACGCGUGGGCAGUCGCUGCCGCCACAACACGCACAAUCUUCGCCAUGCACGCGCUCGAGCAUGCAUGGUCCAUCAUCCACGGGUUACCCCUCAUGUCAUGCUUCGGCAUGAGCCAGAUGCCGAUGCCUGAGGCCGGGAAACUAUGGCGCGCCCGGAGCCAGGAGGAGUGGGAGCCGCUGUAUGAAGGGUGGCAGCGCCGGUGGUGUGGUUCCGACUGCUCACCGACGACAGGAUCGUUGCCAGCACUGUCUUCCGACAAGGGUGAUGGAGACUUGGUGGUGGAGGAGAGGAGAAGUGACAGCGGCGGCUCUUCGGGGAGCUUCAAGGUCUCCGAGUGGCUCAAUAUCAGGCCGGGUCGCGGGCUGGAUGAGAGAGCGGAGCGGUGGCUUGCAGAGGCAGAUGAGUUUGGGGUCAUGUUGAUGGCUGGCAGUAGGUCUCUCAAUCCUCCGCCCCCUAUUCACUCUGACCUUCUCAACUUUCGAGAUCUGGUUGCUUUUCUCAGCGCUAUCACCCCGUUUGCCAUUGUCUCGACCAGUUUACUGACAAACGCCGAAGUCAGCGCGGUACACGACAUAUAGCCAGUGGCUAGGCCGUCAGCUAAACAGUGCUCGGAUCUCUUGAAAGUAUCCUGGCCGAAAUG
Microdochium trichocladiopsis is the source of this 1157-nucleotide messenger RNA. RefSeq lists its product as uncharacterized. Lineage: Eukaryota; Fungi; Ascomycota; Sordariomycetes; Xylariales; Microdochiaceae. The record is from RefSeq and is a predicted model, not a curated record. The coding region runs from base 46 to 1095 and encodes 349 amino acids. The transcript has 2 exons.